This is a messenger RNA of Trichobilharzia regenti, 291 nucleotides long. The record is from the annotation of a GenBank genome assembly. Lineage: Eukaryota; Metazoa; Platyhelminthes; Trematoda; Strigeidida; Schistosomatidae.
AUGUCAGAUCAGUUGGUUGAUUCGAGUGAAACGUCAGCGUAUAUUGCAAAUGCUGAUGGUACCUACACUGCUAUACCACUAAGGGCAACUGAAGAUGGACAAGUAGUUUUACAGUUGAACGGAAUGGGAUUAUCUAACGAAGGAGAAGAAAUGGUUCUGAUUGCGGCUGAUGACACGGCGACACUGGAAAGUUUGAUCUCUUCAGGUGCUGUCACAGCUAUUGCGACUGAAAAUGGCACAGAGUAUCUGCGGUUCGCCGACCCCAGUAUGGAAGGAACACAAGUAAUUUAA